Paramecium tetraurelia is the source of this 1626-nucleotide messenger RNA. RefSeq lists its product as uncharacterized. The transcript has 2 exons. Gene Ontology annotation, cellular component: anaphase-promoting complex. Gene Ontology annotation, molecular function: protein binding. NCBI's taxonomy places the organism in Eukaryota, Ciliophora, Oligohymenophorea, Peniculida, Parameciidae. The record is from RefSeq and is a predicted model, not a curated record. Gene Ontology annotation, biological process: cell division.
AUGGAAUCGAUGCCUAAAUUGUCAGAAAUUCAAAAAGAAUUGCAAUUUUACACUAGAUUCUUCUAAGAAAACAAGCUCUAUAAUUCUAGCAAGUGGACAGGUGAGUUACUAUUGGGAUUGACUCAAGAAGAAGAUUUAUAAUAAUCUUAAUUUGCAAUGCAAUUUAUCCAAAACAAUACAGAUUACAAUUAUCAUUUCAUAAGAGAGUUCGUUCCUGAAUACAAUGAUAUCAUUUUGGUAGCUAGAAAUCUAUUUGAUUUAAGAGAGUUCAAGAAAUGUGCAUCAUUAUUAUAAAAUCUAAUUCAUAAAAAUGAAUCAGCAAUGUUCCUCUAUUAUUACUCUCAAUAUAUGUAUGGAGAGUUGAGAAAGGAGGAAGAAAUGUUUGAGAAUGAAAACUCAAAAACAGCCACAAAUCCAGAGCUUAAAUUAUUGGAAAGGGAAUUAUCAAAACUAUAUAAUCAAAAGCAUUUAAAUUCAUUGAAUCUGUAUUUGUAUGGACUAAUACUAAAGGAUACAAUGCGAUUAAGAGAAGCAAGAGAAGUUUUCAUUUAGGUUUUGCAUUAAUUACCAUGUUUUUGGAGUGUUUGGUUAGAAUUAUGUAAAUUAUUAACAGAAGAAGACACUUUAGACGAAUUACCUAAUCAUUGGAUGAAAUCCUUUUGGAGUUCCAACUUUAAUUUGGAAAAGUUUAAAAAUGCAAAUUGCGUUGAAUAAUUUUAGACAUUACUAUACUACUUUAGAAAUUCAAAUUUUAUAAUAAACUAAAUUGCUAAUGCUUAUUAUAAUAAUCAAGAAUUUGAAUUAUCACUUGAAUGGUUUGAAAGAUUGUUGAGUAUUGAUCCUUACAGAUUUGAGAGUUUAGAUACAUAUUCGAAUAUAUUGUAUAUAAAAGAAAAUUAAGGUGAAUUAGCUAAUUUAGCAUUAUAAUCCUUUACUAAUAACAAGUAUGUACCAGAAACUUGUUGUGUAGUCGGAAAUUAUUAUUCUCUAAUGAAUGAACAUGCUAAGGCAAUUAAUUAUUUCCAAAGAGCACUCAAAUUAGACAAAGAUUGUCUGGCAGCCUGGACUCUGAUGGGACAUGAGUAUUUAGAAAUGAAAAACGUUGCUUCUGCCAUUUAAUCAUAUAGAAAUGCUGUUGAAAUUGAUCCUAAGGAUUUCAGAGCCUGGUAUGGAUUGGGUUAAACAUAUGCUUUAUAAGGAAUGAAUCAAUAUGCUCUGUAUUACUUUAGUAGGGCUGUGAUUAGUAGACCGAAGGAUGCAAGAAUGUGGAAUGCCAUGGCAGAAUGUUAUGACAAGAUGGAUAAGAAAAAUGAAUCAAUGAAGUGUUACGAAAGGGCUAAUCAAUGUAAAGAUAAGGAGGGCAUUGCUAUUCAUCAACUGGCAAAGUUGUAUGAUGCAGUGGGUAAAACAGAGAAGGCUUUGUCAGCCUUUGAGGAGAGUUUGAGGAGGAAAGAUGAGGAAUAAAUAGUCGACAAAGAGUUGUCAGAAUCUUUAGUGUAUUUGGCAAGGGCUUUCUUGAGGAGGGGAGAUAAGGAGAGGGCUAUGCAGAUGGCUAAAAGAUUAUAUGAUUUCAAUGGGCCAGAGAGAGACGAGGCCAAUUUAAUAAUGAGUUAGUUAAAUAAAUGA